GCGCCGUAGAGUUGGAUACGCUGGCCGAGGCAGUUUUCUUUCAGCUUUUGUUUUGACUUGAGGGGCUUCGGCUGAGCUGCGCGACGGCGGCGGCAGAGGAUGUGCGAGCCCAGCAAACAAGACAUUGUCGCCGUCUUCAAGCGGCUCCGCGCCGUUCCGACGAACAAGACGUGUUUCGACUGUGGAGCGAAGAAUCCAAGCUGGGCAAGCAUAACAUAUGGCGUCUUCCUGUGUAUUGACUGCUCAGGGACUCAUAGAUCCCUUGGAGUUCACCUGACUUUUAUUCGAAGGAACCUUCACAAUAAGUUUAACUCUUUAUUUGCUAUGACUUAUACCAAAAUACUGCCUUAUGGUGGUUCUGGUCCUGUUCGAAGGUCUGCAUUUUUCCAUCAGUACGGUUGUACAACAAAUGAUACCAAUGCCAAAUACAGCAGUCGUGCUGCUCAGCUUUACAGAGAAAAGAUUAAAACUCUUGCAACUCAGGUAACACGGAAGCAUGGCACCGAGUUGUGGAUAGAUGGCUAUGGAGCCCCACCCCUGUCACCUCAAGAAAAAGAGGAAGAUUUCUUUGCGACACACGUUUCUCCUCAGGUUAUUAAUGCAGAAUGGGAAGCAUCACGUGAGGAGACAAUCAACCUGAAGCAGAAUUCUUCUGAAGAUAAUUCAGAAAACAAAGAAGAUGAACCUGAACAUGGACCAAGUGUUGAUUGUCUUAGUGUGUCACCACAAGCUUCUUUAGCCAACUCGGAGAAUGUAAAUACUUCAGGCAGCACACCUAGCAAAGAGACCAGCUCCAUGAUAAAAAAGAAGCCAAACCAAGUUAAAAAGGGGCUUGGAACAAAGAAAGGUGGUUUGGGAGCCCAGAAAAUGAGCAGCAAGAGUUUUAAUGAGAUUGAAAAACAAGCACAAGCAGUAGAUAAAAUGAAGGAAGAGAUGCAUGUUGGGAAAAACAUUGAGAAAGAAGAACCACUGGUAUCAUCUUUACGACUAGCUUAUAAAGAUCUUGAAAUUCAGAUGAAAGAUGAAAAAUUUAACGUGGCUGGUAAAAAGAAAACAGAAGUAGACAGACUUGGCAUGGGAUUUAGCAGCAAUAGAAGUGGCAUUUCCCAUUCUGUAGUAUCAGAUAUGCAAAUCAUAGAACAAGAAACUCCUACUAUUACAAAGCCGAGGAAAAAGUACAGUGAUGAUGAUGAGUCAUAUUUUUCUUCCUCCAGCUCAAGGUACUUUGAUUCUCCAGAGUUGAGAAACAGCACUUUUUCUAAAUGGGACGACAAUUCUGAUUCCUUUUGGAAGAAAGAAAUCAUCAACAGAGAUGUAGAAACAAUGUUGUCUUCGAAACCUGCAAACUAUUCUGAUAGACCAUCUUCUCGUCGUAAACCUGAAUAUGAACCUUCUCCAAGCACAGAUGAGGCUCAGAAGAAAUUUGGCAAUGUUAAAGCAAUUUCAUCAGAUAUGUACUUUGGAAAGCAAGACCAUGCUGAAUAUGAGACGAGAGUCCGGUUAGAGAGGCUUUCUGGAAACAGUGCCAUAAGUUCAGCAGACCUUUUUGAAGAGCAAAAGAAGCAGCCAUCAGGCACUUACAAUAUUUCAAAUGUGUUGCCCAAUGCUCCUGAUAUGGCUCAGUUUAAACAGGGAGUGAAAUCGGUUGCUGGAAGGCUUUCUGUCCUGGCAAAUGGGGUCAUGACAUCUAUUCAGGACCGUUAUGGCUCUUAACCGCCGGUGUGCUGCUCAUUGAGUACACAGAAGAGCUUUUUGAAGAUGUACAUCUACCAGUGAUUAUACUGUAGAUUUUACAAAAAGGUUGUCUUAAGGCUGUAGAGAACAUUUUAUUAUGAUAUGGAACCUAUAUGUUUUUAUUUCCUGUCUUUUCUGCCUUCUGUAAUCUUUCCUUUAAUACAGUAACUUUUCUCACUUC
Messenger RNA from Pogona vitticeps (central bearded dragon), 1915 nucleotides. The record is from RefSeq and is a predicted model, not a curated record. NCBI's taxonomy places the organism in Eukaryota, Metazoa, Chordata, Lepidosauria, Squamata, Agamidae.